AUGGGCGCCCGGCCCUCACGGCGACGGCUGCCCGCGGACCCGCCCCUAGCCUUGGACGCGCUGCCCCCGGAGCUGCUGGUGCAGGUGCUGAGCCACGUGCCGCCGCGCGCCCUGGUGAGGCGCUGCCGCGCUGUGUGCCGUGCCUGGCGCGACGUGGUGGACGGGCCCACCGUGUGGCUGCUGCAGCUGGCCCGCGACCGCAGCGCCGAGGGCCGCGCACUCUACGCAGUGGCCCAGCGCUGCCCGCCCAACAGCGAGGACGAGGAGUUCCCGCUCUGUGCCCUGGCGCGGUACUGCCUGCGCGCGCCCCUCCGCCGCAACCUCAUCUUCAACUCCUGCGGAGAGCAAGGCUUCAGAGGCUGGGAGGUAGAGCACGGCGGGAACGGCUGGGCCGUGGAAAAGAACCUAACACUGGUGCCGGGGGCUCCUUCCCAGACCUGCUUCGUGACUUCUUUCCAAUGGUGCUUCAAGAGGCAGCUUGUAGACUUGGUGAUGGAAGGAGUGUGGCAGGAGCUGCUGGACAGUGCCCAGAUCGAGAUCUGUGUGGCCGACUGGUGGGGUGCCCGAGAGAACUGUGGCUGCAUCUACCGGCUCCGGGUCCGCCUCCUGGAUGUGUAUGAAAACGAAGUGGUCAAGUUCUCGGCCUCACCCAACCCGGUCCUUCAGUGGACGGAGCGAGGCUGCCGACAGGUGUCUCAUGUCUUCACCAACUUCGGCAAGGGCAUCCGCUACGUGUCUUUUGAGCAGUAUGGGAGGGACACGCGUUCCUGGGUGGGCCACUAUGGCGCCCUCGUGACCCACUCCAGUGUGAGGGUCAGGAUCCGCCUGUCCUAGCCGACCAGGCUGAUCCAGCCUUCCAGAAUAUACUGCCAUUUGCCGGACAUCAUCAUCAGUCAAGGGCAGCUUUGCAGCUGGGAGUCGGGUGCCUGUGGACGGUGGGGGUCCCAUGUGGCCCAUUCCCGGUGGCCCUCCGGUGAACCCUACUUGCUGCUGCUUUGGCAUGGUGGCCCACACGCUGUGCAAGAAACCAGGGAUCCAACCAGGCUGCUCACAAUUUCCCCAGCUUCCCAGGGUGUGGGAAGUCACUCAAGAGUAACUCAAGAAAUGUUUACUUUGCUUGCAAUUGUUUUCUUGCACGUGUGGAUGUUAAUUGGUGGACUGAGUCAAAAAUCAAAGGCCAAACCAGGGUUUGUGACAGUGGCUCCUGGCUGCAUAUUUGUGGGGUAAGCCGACUGCCCAGCAGGGAGCAGA
Callorhinus ursinus (northern fur seal) is the source of this 1251-nucleotide messenger RNA. It is a transcript of the gene FBXO17, whose product is annotated as F-box protein 17. NCBI's taxonomy places the organism in Eukaryota, Metazoa, Chordata, Mammalia, Carnivora, Otariidae. Gene Ontology annotation, biological process: SCF-dependent proteasomal ubiquitin-dependent protein catabolic process; ERAD pathway; glycoprotein catabolic process. Gene Ontology annotation, molecular function: ubiquitin protein ligase activity; protein binding. Gene Ontology annotation, cellular component: cytoplasm; SCF ubiquitin ligase complex. The record is from RefSeq and is a predicted model, not a curated record.